This is a messenger RNA of Acanthochromis polyacanthus (spiny chromis), 765 nucleotides long. RefSeq names its product guanylin family protein. The record is from RefSeq and is a predicted model, not a curated record. Gene Ontology annotation, molecular function: guanylate cyclase activator activity. Gene Ontology annotation, cellular component: extracellular region. Lineage: Eukaryota; Metazoa; Chordata; Actinopteri; Pomacentridae. The transcript has 3 exons. Bases 73 to 399 code for a protein of 108 amino acids.
CUGAGCACCAGCUGAGCACAUCCACAACCAGAGACACAGAGACUGCAACACAACCUGCUCUUAACUCUCAUCAUGAAGGCCACACUUGCCACCGUCGCUCUCCUCGUCCUGGCUUUCGGCUGGACCUCUGAGGCUGUACAAGUUGAAGAGAAUGGAUUUUCCUUCUCACUGGAGGCCGUUAGGAGGCUUCAGGAACUGACAGCGGGAAGCUUUGGGACCGCACAACAAAACCCACGAUUCAGGUCGAGCGCCGUGCCCCUCUGUGCUGACCCCAUGCUGCCCCAGGAGCUGCUGCCCCUCUGUAAGCAGAGAGGAGCCUCCUCAUCUCUCUCCAGAUUAGCUGCGGUUCCUAUGGACAUCUGUGAGAUCUGUGCUUUCGCCGCCUGCACUGGCUGCUAAACAAACACAGCAAGCCAGAAACGUCGAGCCCCACUGAAGCCUUGUGAUUUAUUUUCAUUCUACUGAUAAUACCUGCACUGAUAAGAAAAUAUCAUUAUCCCUGAAUUUCUGGCUCUCAUUUGGCACAUGCUACACUUUGGAAUCAUUGUUAAACCAAACAUGACCCAAAAAAAGAAAAAAAUUGACAAAGUGACGAACGUCGUUUUCAAACUGUUACUUUACUAAUGUACUUUCAUUUUUCUGCCACCAGCUCUUUAUCCUGCAUUUUAUUUUGGAUUUUUUUUAUUGUUUGUUACAUUUCUAUCAUGCCUUGCUUUUUGUAUAUUUAAAGAGAUGUUUUCUUUUUUCAUUUUUCUGCUUUUUUAU